CGUAUUCCGGAUAUCGAUGGAAUCAGCCAUUUACAACAGCCGUCAUUUGAACUUUGCCCAAGAGUCAUUCUUUGAGCCCCUCCAAUCAGUCGACUUUUGUCCGGUUAACUCAUCAAAGUCAACGCCUGAAUCAUUCAUUGUUAUUUGCCCACAUUAGGCGUAUAACCAUUUGACGCCCGAACCCAACCAACCGUCAUGUAUAAAAGUACAUGAUACCUACAUACGUACCCACGUUACCUAACAUCGAUAGCAGAUAGCAGAGACUCCGUCCAAGAUCUUAACCUCUUCAUGCGACUUUGACCUAACCUUGACUUUCCCAUAACCCGGAUUCAACCUCAUCCACCACUAUCUGGCCGAAUAGCUUCUAGUUCCAUACAGAGGUCAUGGCAUCAGGAAAGGUGUCCGUCCUCAAGUUCGUAGGGACCAUUUCCCUGGGUCUCUUGACAGGUACUUCUUAUACCUUGUCGACCCUUACGAUCCCGUCCCUUCUUGAGCUGCCUUCCGCUUCAGCCGCGGCCAAGGCUUUCCGAUCUCUCUCAUCGACCGCAUCGUUCCACAUCGAUACUCUGUCCGCCGUUUCGGGCACCGCGUUCCUACUUGCUUACAAACUAUCUCACCGAGGCUUCAAGCACCCGUAUCUGCUCUACGUGUCGGUGUUCUGCUUCGCUACUCGCCUAACUGAUUAUGUAACCCCAUCCAUCUUCGGCAAGCCCGUCUCGAGCACGUCUGCCGCCGCGCACAGACGUGCUGAGCUGAACAGGGCCCGCAAGGAGAAGCAGGCCGCGAAGCGCAUGGAAGCUAGCUACGAGCUCCUGGGCGAAGCGCACAGCGACGAGGAUACCAGUGCCAACGGCGAAGAGUUCGAGGAGGAUUACAACGGCGAGGAGGUCCGCAGCGAGGUCGAGUUCUUCGUUCGGAAUAAGUUGAUACAGACGGCUGUCUCAGGUAUCGGCUUCCUUAUGGCUGUUACUGGGAUCUGGGGAGACGGCCUCCCGCCAGUUGUCUUUACCGUCUGAGUUGGAGAGAAAUAUCCCAAAGAAAGGAUCUCAAGUAGGAGUUAAGAUGAUCUGAUUCUCAUCACUCGUUACGGCACUAGGAGAUGACAGGCUCCAAUCAUGUGGAGUUGGAUGGAACAUUGUCUAAAGUCAUAAAGCCACAAAUAUCCCGGAGUUAUAAGGGUUGUCUGCGUCAGAGCUGUACAUUUUGCACUCCCAUCUCCCUCCAAAGCCUUCUGCAUACACAUGAAUCCAGCCAAAAAAAGACAACAAUAAAAAAUAUAGCAUGGUACACGCGUCUAUUUCGGUAUUGAACCUUAUGAUAUCGUGUUGUCUUAUAGCAUACUCUUCGUAAACCGGUGAUAGACCUGAUUUCAUACCAAUAGCCCAACUUUGCCUGUGCUGGAUGAGAGAUGCCUUAAGGAUUAAAAGAGGUAACGUAUGAUGUAUAGACUUAUUGAUAACUCACUUAAUUAUCAGGAAAACUUCCAUAUUUUACUUAA
Molecule: messenger RNA, 1498 nt
Organism: Annulohypoxylon truncatum
Lineage: Eukaryota; Fungi; Ascomycota; Sordariomycetes; Xylariales; Hypoxylaceae
Exons: 2
Coding region: 384-1016 (210 amino acids)
Biological process (GO): autophagy of mitochondrion
Cellular component (GO): mitochondrion
Source: RefSeq, a predicted model, not a curated record